AUGAAUACGACUCGUUUUGACAGGAGUAAGGUGGCCACAGCUCUCCUUAACAAACACCUGCAGAUCAACGGCAUAGCGGCCGGGGUGAACGUGGGCAGCCCGGAGACCCUGAGGCCUCUGGCUACCACCAGCAAGAUGAAGAGGGAGCGGAAGGCCGCUAGGACGUUGGGCAUCAUCAUGUCUGCCUUCCUCGCCUGCUGGCUUCCCUUCUUCCUCUGGUACGUGAUCACAUCCCUGUGCGGACAUGACGUGUGCUCUUGCCCACACAUGGUGGUGGCCACUGUCUUCUGGGUAGGCUACUUCAACUCUGCCCUCAACCCCAUCAUCUACGCCUACUUCAACAGAGAGUUCCGGGCGGCGUUCAAGAAGACACUGGAGUCGUGCUGCCACCAGAUCGUCCUGGCCCUCCCUUCUCGGGGGCCCAACCGGGUGAGCAGGCAGAGGACGACCGGGGCUUCCAACGCCUCCUCCGCCGUCGAGAUCCACCUCAACAACUCGGUGGCCAGGGCCACGACGAUGGAGGAAGUGGGGGUCCCAAGGGUCGCCGAGCAGCAACAGGUCACAGAGCCACAGCCCCCAUCGGAUACUGACGACAAGGUCUAG
Messenger RNA from Nezara viridula (southern green stink bug), 603 nucleotides. NCBI's taxonomy places the organism in Eukaryota, Metazoa, Arthropoda, Insecta, Hemiptera, Pentatomidae. The record is from the annotation of a GenBank genome assembly.